UUUUUUUAUCUGUCAGUGUUCCCAAUUUGAUUUAUAUUUUAUACGUUGUCGUGAUAUUUUGAAGAGAGCAGAACGCCGAGAUCGCCUUAGACAUAAAUGAAUAUAAGACAAGCCAGGUGUAUUCAAGAUGUGGUGAAAAAGCUUUAGAAAAUGUUGAACCCAGCUUUGGCAUCCGGCUGCACAGUGUGCUUAAGUGUCAAUCUUGUAGUACACUAUGGCAACGCGAUGUCAACGCUAGCAGAAACAUCCAUGGCAUCGUUAUGUCGUCCAUUCUUGGUGCUGGUCGCCCUGAAGUCUUCUGUCAUCCUGUCACUCCUUCCGAAUACUGAAAAUGCGUUGAUGUUUACGGUUUUUUGGAAAAAACUGUAUCAUGUAGUCGCAAUUUCCAAACUAAAAUAUCUGUUGUCUUUUUUUUUUUUGAAUAAAAAUAUAUAUUUUUAUUAUGAUAUAAAGAGGGAGGGCAAGAUAUAAACGGGAAGAAUGAAUAAAAUAAAGAUAAGUGAUGAUAAAUGGAGAUAAGAGAGGGAGAAAGGCUAUUCUUGGGAUUCUUCUUCAGGUUUUGACUUGUCGGUCUUGUCGCUUUCUAUAAAAUAUAAAACAAAUUAGAUCAUAAAA
Messenger RNA from Halteromyces radiatus, 615 nucleotides. RefSeq lists its product as uncharacterized. The transcript is spliced from 2 exons. Lineage: Eukaryota; Fungi; Mucoromycota; Mucoromycetes; Mucorales; Cunninghamellaceae. The coding region runs from base 151 to 471 and encodes 106 amino acids. The record is from RefSeq and is a predicted model, not a curated record.